Molecule: messenger RNA, 255 nt
Organism: Acanthamoeba castellanii str. Neff
Lineage: Eukaryota; Discosea; Longamoebia; Acanthamoebidae
Product: Tim10/DDP family zinc finger superfamily protein
Exons: 3
Coding region: 1-255 (84 amino acids)
Biological process (GO): protein insertion into mitochondrial inner membrane
Cellular component (GO): mitochondrial inner membrane
Source: RefSeq, a predicted model, not a curated record
AUGUCGAACGAGCAGUACAUGACGCGGGAACAGAUGCUGGCUUCGGCACAGCAGGAGCUCGUUGCCUUCCAGGACAUGUACAACAGAAUGCAGCACCAGUGCUGGAAGAAGUGCGUAUUGCGUUUGGGUGAGUCGGAGCUGAGCGUGUCGGAAGGUCUUUGCGCUGAUCGAUGCGUCAAGAAGUACAUGGAGGUGCACAACCGCGUGGGCAAGGUGCUGCAGGGGCUGCAGCAGCAACAGCCGCAACCGCAGUAA